Messenger RNA from Coprinopsis cinerea okayama7#130, 975 nucleotides. RefSeq lists its product as hypothetical. The record is from RefSeq and is a predicted model, not a curated record. The transcript is spliced from 4 exons. The coding region runs from base 1 to 975 and encodes 324 amino acids. NCBI's taxonomy places the organism in Eukaryota, Fungi, Basidiomycota, Agaricomycetes, Agaricales, Psathyrellaceae.
AUGUCGGCUGGAUACAACCAGGGAUCGUAUCUGAAUGCUGGAAGGGAGGAGCCAGUCAAGGGAGGGAGGGAUGAGAGGGACGAGGAGGAGGCUUGGGACGUUUACGCAGAUUUCAACAACGCUGGGCCAAGAUAUAGCACCAACCUUGGUCUUACUACCAAUUCCAAUGGAUACCAGCAACUCCCUACACCGAGGUCAGCGCCGCCAAUGGUCGAUCAUGUCGACAGUUCAGGCAACAAAGUCGAAAUGGUUACCGUCCCCGCCCUCGGCGCAGAAUGGAGCAAAGAUGAGCUGCGAGCUAUGACCAAGACUGCUAGGAAGAAGGAAAAGGCAGAGAGGCGACGAGAGUUCUGGAAAGCAUGGAACCGGGACCAGCGAGGACUGUGUGGCAAGUACUUUACUCGCAAGGUCUUUGUCUUCUUUAUGUUUGGGUUGUGUGCAGUAAUUGGCAUCAUCCUCGCAUUCACGAUCCCCCGAGUCCCCCACUUUGCUUUCAACUCUUCGAUGCCCAUGGCACCCGCAACAGGAGAGUGGGCUGAAGCCAUCGACGUUAUAUUCUCGCGGGCGCCGGCCAACUUCUCCUUCCCAGCUUACGCCGCUCUUCAACUCGAUACCACAGCAAACUUCCUCCCCCUGAACUUCCGAGAACUCAAAGCUGAAGUCUUUGACCUCGAUACCGGCCGCAAAGUCGGCACAGGCGAUCUCGGUAGCCGUAGGAUACCCGCCAGAGGUUUCCCCAGAAUCCUCCUCCCCUUGAACAUCACUUAUAUGGCUGCCAACGACAGCGACACGACCUGGAUGAACUGGUAUGAUGCUUGCAAGAACAGGGCAACAUACGUUGAUGGGAAGCGAAGACCCCUCAAGUUCCGAAUGAUUCUUGAGAUGAAGAUUCUCGGCCUUCUUAACCGUCCUCAGGCUUCCGUCCAAGUUGGUGAUGCCGACUGCCCUAUCGAACUCGACCUCAACUCCAGCUAA